Olea europaea var. sylvestris is the source of this 455-nucleotide messenger RNA. RefSeq lists its product as uncharacterized. The transcript is spliced from 2 exons. The record is from RefSeq and is a predicted model, not a curated record. Lineage: Eukaryota; Viridiplantae; Streptophyta; Magnoliopsida; Lamiales; Oleaceae. Bases 10 to 333 code for a protein of 107 amino acids.
UUGAGAAAAAUGGUUACUUCUAAAGCUGCUGUUCUGGCGUUGUUCCUCAUCAUUUCUUGUGCUGAACUCAUAAUGGUGAGUUCACAGUGUCAAGGAAAUUUUCAGGGUCUUGUUCAAGAAUGCUCUCAAUAUGUUCAAAAGGGUGGCCCAAGAAAAAACCCUUCUCAGGGAUGUUGCAACGUUGUCAAAUCUGUUGAUUUGCCUUGUGUUUGCCAACAUAUAACUCAGGAAGUUGAGCAAAUUAUUAGCAUGGAGAAAGCAACCUAUGUUGCAGGGUUCUGCGGAAAACCGAUACCGCAUGGAACGAAAUGUGGCAGUUACACAGUUCCGUGAAGCUGAGUGAUGCCGAGAUGGAGAAACUUUUGGCGCUAAAUAAAUGAAUAUGGUUCCAAUAUCAUCUUUGUAAUAGGGAAAUAUAUAUUUUGAAUGAAAAAAAAUAUAUAUAUUGAAAGAAA